Exophiala dermatitidis NIH/UT8656 is the source of this 222-nucleotide messenger RNA. RefSeq lists its product as uncharacterized. The transcript has 2 exons. The record is from RefSeq and is a predicted model, not a curated record. The coding region runs from base 1 to 222 and encodes 73 amino acids. NCBI's taxonomy places the organism in Eukaryota, Fungi, Ascomycota, Eurotiomycetes, Chaetothyriales, Herpotrichiellaceae.
AUGAACUCCCUCCGAAACGCGGGCAACUACAUCUCCAACAAGACCAAAGGAGCCGGCCACUCGGCAAGCAAAGAGACCAACAAGCAGAUUGCCAAAGAUCCCAAUGUGCGAACCUCUACGCGCCUGAGAGCCGCUGGCGACGCUGUCAAGGAUAAAGUGCACGAGACGAGCCAUAAUCGACAGGCUGAUGUUAACAAACAAGCUGCGAAACACAAUUACUAA